AUGGGCGAGGACGUCCAUGUGGCACGGCUGCGUCAGAUGCAAGAUGUGCCACAUAUUCCGCAUAUGAACACAUCGAUUCCUGGUCCUGACUAUGUGUUGCCGGAGGUGACAGAAGAAGAGGAACAAGCGCUUGAAGAGGACCCCGUUCUCCACGCGCAUGAUGAGGAUGAACUCGCUUGGCUUCGUCGUCUACCUUGGUGGCAUAAGCCUCGGCCACUUUGGCUUCUUCCUGUUUUAUUUUUAUUUGCAUUAUCUGCCGGUAUGAUGCUUGCAUCUCGCCUCGAGCUCUUUCUCGCUUUAAUAUGCAAGGCGAUGCACGUCGAUGACAUAGAACUGCACGAGUCAUCGUCUCUCUCGCUCGCAUCCUUGCCAUCCUUCAUUCACCCUGUACAUGCUCCAUCUGCCGUCUGCCGCAGGUCAGUUCAAGCGCAGAGUCGCCUGUCGAUUAUCCAGCUAGAGCUCGUCGUGAUUGUUGGUGUCUUUUCAAUGCUGACGACGAGCUUUUGGUCUCAGCUAUCUGAUCGCAAAGGACGAACGCGCGUACUUGCCAUUGCACUCUCUGGAUCCUUAUGCAAUGAUGCUGUGUCAUUGUGUGUAUCGCUUGUGUCUUUGUCCAACAUUCCAUUGGGAUGGUGGAUCCUCGUUUGGGGCAGCGUAAUGGAGGGCGUACUUGGUGCGUCUGGCACCGUUACGGCAAUGGCACAAUCAUAUCUCACUGAUGUUACAUCUAGCGGUACUCGAUCGCGUUUGUAUGCACUGAUGACAGGGGUGCUUUUUGCUGGUGUCGCUAUCGGCCCGACCAUCGGCGGCUUUGUCACCAAGUAUACGGGUAGUUUGAGUCUGACGAUUCUCCUCGCAAGCCUUGUCCGACUUUCCAUUUUUGCCAUUUCUCCUAUGAUACCCGAAAGCUUGAGCCCAGCGGUGCGAGAAAAUGCUACCCAAGAGCAUGAUUCAAUGCUUCGUUUCGAGCGAGAUCGCCACGGUCAAAUGGUUGCCUUUUGGGCGGGGGUGAAAAAAGCCAUCAUGACUCCCCUAGAAAGUCUCAGCUUCUUGCUACCACGGCGUAAAUCAAGCUAUGCUCUUGUGCCGAACGAGUCGUUCCCUACGCUUUCUUCUACCGAGCAGCGUGUGACAUCGAGCGAGUGGGACACGAAUCUGCUUCUUCUCUCUGCGGCAUAUGCGGUAGAAAUGACAUGCAUUGCAAUUGUGCCGGUCAAAAUUCAGUAUGUCCAACUCGUAUUCGGCUGGAGCUCUAGCGCUGUCGGAUUGUUCGUCAGCUUUGCAGCUGUCUCGCGCAUGCUCACACUUACAGUCUUGGUACCUCUUUUGGUCAAGCUCCUUCACCGUAUGCCGAAGUCUAUUGUGCUGCCUCAAGAUGCCGCUUUUGUGUCGGCAUCUGAUGCCUAUGAGGUCUUGGACGAGCAUGGUCGCCUCCUGUAUGCGUCCCCGCCUGCUUUAUGGACACAAGCUGAGCAGCAGCUGGAAAAGCGAUGGAUGGCACGAGCCAAGCAGCUUCAGCUCAUUCACGACAGCCACAUGGACAUGUAUAUUGCUGUGGUCUCUGCGUUUAUAACAGUGAUUGCCUCGAUCAUCAUGGCGCACUCGCGGACAUCUGGUCUGUUCAUGUUUGGGACAUUCGCCGUAUCACUGGGUGCAGGAAUAGGAUCGGCUGUGAGCUCCUUAGGGAUGGCUGUGAUACCGCGUGCGGACGGUGCGGGUCGUUUGUUUGGUGCAUGGGCUAUUCUCAGUACUUUGUCUAGCGCGAUUGUCGGCCCUUUUAUGUUCUCUAUGGUGUUCAGUCGCAGUGCUUCAACUACACCCUCGUUGGUGUUUUAUUUAGUUGGUGCGCUUCAGCUCUUGACGCUAUCUCUCCUGUACUUUGUGCGUCUUAGCUCGAGUGAUACGCUUGAAGGGCUUGCACCACGACCGCAUGCUCCAUUGCGUAGAAAUAGACCAUAA
Molecule: messenger RNA, 1959 nt
Organism: Malassezia globosa CBS 7966
Lineage: Eukaryota; Fungi; Basidiomycota; Malasseziomycetes; Malasseziales; Malasseziaceae
Exons: 1
Coding region: 1-1959 (652 amino acids)
Biological process (GO): transmembrane transport
Cellular component (GO): membrane
Molecular function (GO): transmembrane transporter activity
Source: RefSeq, a predicted model, not a curated record